AUGGUGGUGGUGGUGAUGGUGGGGCUGUGGGCAGUGGUGCUGCGGGUGGUAACGGUGGUGGUGAGGGGCGUGGUGGUGAGGGUCAUGAUGGUGGUGAUGGUGAUGGCAGUGGGGGUGAUGGUGGUUUUGUCCAUCACCACUACCACCACCAACACCCCCACCCUCACCAUCACCAUUACCAUCACCACUACUACCACCACUUCCCCAACACCUCCCACCGUCACCAUUAUCCCCCCACCACAACCAUCACCACCAACAUUACCCCCACCACCAUCACAGCUACCACCAUUACCACCCCCUACGCCCACCACUACCAUCACCAACUCCAUUACCAUCAUCACCACCAACACCACUACCACCAUCACCACCAUCCCCCUCACUACUAUCACCUGCACCUCUACCAUCACCAUCACUACCCCCCCAUCACCACUCUCACCAAAACCACCAUCACCCCCUCUGCCAUCACCAUCACCACCAUCAUGA
This is a messenger RNA of Diceros bicornis minor, 483 nucleotides long. RefSeq lists its product as uncharacterized. Bases 1 to 483 code for a protein of 160 amino acids. The record is from RefSeq and is a predicted model, not a curated record. The transcript is spliced from 2 exons. Lineage: Eukaryota; Metazoa; Chordata; Mammalia; Perissodactyla; Rhinocerotidae.